Molecule: messenger RNA, 2619 nt
Organism: Marasmius oreades (fairy-ring Marasmius)
Lineage: Eukaryota; Fungi; Basidiomycota; Agaricomycetes; Agaricales; Marasmiaceae
Exons: 8
Coding region: 130-2487 (785 amino acids)
Biological process (GO): mRNA processing
Cellular component (GO): nucleus
Molecular function (GO): RNA binding; metal ion binding
Source: RefSeq, a predicted model, not a curated record
GGGCUGACAAUUUCUUUCCUUCCUCCAGGACCAGUGGUCCGCAAUACCGAGCUUUAAUCUUAAUCCGUGGUGCCCAACGAUUCCUGCCACCCAUUUCAAUCUAGGCCACCGGUUUAAGGACACGGAUUGAUGAUUUUCGAGCAGGCAAAUUCUCCUCAUUUGAAGACUUGGCUUGUUAGGACGCUUGAACCAAUUUGUGAUGCAGAACCAGGUGCACUUGCGGACUAUAUACUGGCUCUGCUUCAACACAACAUCCCCGAGAAUGAAAUGCGAAAGGAAUUAACUACACAACUGGACGAAUUUCUUGAAAAAGAGUGUCCGGCAUUUAUUGAGACCUUAUUUACUGCAUUGCGAUCAAAGUCGUAUUUACCUUACACAACGUCUCCUCCUCCGCCUCCCAGCAAAUCUUUCGAUAUCGGAAUACCGAUACCUCUCGAUGGACUACUGUCGUCAUCCGAAAGCAGUCGCAAACGAAGUCUAGAACAAGAUGACGAUGAAGCCGCUCCGCCCCCAAAAGGUCCUCGACUCGGUUCCGAUGACCACUUUGCACGAUACAACAACACAGGGCAUGAUUCAAGGUGGGCAAAUAACAGAGGGAGGUCGCAAAGUAAUGGCCAUCGGGACACUUCCCCGAAUGUGAAUCCUAGGAUCGGCUACCACCCGCCUGACCAGAGGCGAAUCUGCAGAGAUUACUACAAUCUUGGCUACUGUUCCCGUGGCGCACUAUGUAAAUAUAGCCACGGAGAAGAUGCUCUUAUACCGACACAACUAUACAUGAACAAUCCUAUGAUGUCUGGUGCGAUGCCCUUCAUGCCUAUGUUCGCAAAUGGCUUCAAUAUGAUGGGUAGCGGUCCUGUCGCCGCGUAUGAUCCACACGAAGCAAAGAUGGAUAUGAGGCCGCAGAUGGGUAAUAAUCGGCAGGUUCGUCCGCCUGUGCUACCGAGAAUGCAGAACGAGGAUGGAAGCCGCGUCGUCAUGCAUCGUGCUCGUACAUCUGGAGAAUUACCAGUAAUACAAGAUCUUACUCCUGAAGUGGCCUAUCAAGACGUCACCCCGAAUCCCCAACAACAUUCCUCUCACUCACACCAAUCACCUCCAGAAGCUACGGAUUCGCUACCCCAAGGUUCCGAGCUUCUUCCAUACACAGAUGCACCUCCGCAAGCGCAUGUACUGGACAUCGAUAUGACAAUACCACCUUCUGAGUCUACGACACACCCCAGAACGAACAAUGGAUUUCGAGGGGGUCGUGGAAGAGGCGGUCCAGGCAACUUCCGGCCUGAAAGGAAGAAGGACAAAACAUUGGUCCUGGAGAAAAUCCCAGACGACAAGUUGAGUCUGGAGCAUGUCAAUGACUGGUUUAAGCGCUUUGGCACUGUUACCAAUGUCGCUAUCGACCAAGCUCAUAACAAAGCAUUGAUCAGUUUUUCAACCCACGAAGAAGCCUUUGCAGCCUGGAAGUCAGAAGAUGCUAUUUUCGGUAACCGGUUUGUCAAAGUCUUUUGGCAUCGGCCGAUGGAGGGCCAAGGCCAAACUGGACAGCGAAUGCUAGCGGCUUCCGCCUCUGUAAUUAACAAUGCCAAUAGCAAGGACACUAUACAGACCUCGAAGAAACCGGCAACCCCUCCAUCCAACCCCUCGGCUUCCUCUUCUUCGAACGCUCUUGCUGCUAAGCAGCAGAAAUUGGAACAGUUGAUAUCGGAGCAAAAGGAUUUGAUGCAAUCGCUUGAUCAAGCGCCCCCAGAAGAGCGAAAAAGUAUUAUGGCUCGUCUACGGAAGCUAGACGAGGAGAUGAAGAUUAUUUCCAGCAAUCCAGAUCCGUCUAAGAGAACCUCAACAGACUCUUCCGGAGCGGAACAGGAAAAGGAGCGACUUGAUAAGGAGCUAGAGCUACACAGCGCCGUGAAUGGAAGCGGAGCAGAUGGGAAGGAAACCACAGAAGAUCUAAAGGCCAAGCUGGAGAAACUCAGAACAGAGGCUGCUAGUUUAGGAAUACCUCAAUCUCCCCUCGAUACUCAUUACAGCAGCACAUAUCGACCGUACAGAGGCCGAGGCCGAGGGUAUUCAAGAGGGGCCUUCCGAGGUGGCCCCCCAAGAGCAAGUAUGAAGCUGGAUAAUCGUCCAAGACGGUUAUUGAUAAAAGACGCGGCCAGCGAUGGCUUACAGGCUGUCCGCGACUGGUAUGAGACUACCGGUCAGAUGGAAUCAGCGGUUACAACAGACCAUGGGGAUAUCAUUGUGUCAUUCAAAUCGCGUCAUGCAGCUGAGCAGGGUCUAGCGAAGGGUUCCAGUAUACCAGUUCUAGGAACAGUUCGGAUAUCCUGGUAUACGGGACCUCUCCCAGAUGUUUCUCCAACAACCGCAAACGAUACAUCAACAUCCGACACAAAAUCCGAACCACGGGAAGCCUCACCCGCACGUUCUACCCAACACGAGGAAGAAGUUGCCAGUGGUUGGGGAGGCGACGAUGAUAGUAUGGGGAUGAUUUGAGGGCAUUACAUCCCAUUGUAUAAUACCUAUGAUCCCAUAAUGUGCUGCGCCGUCUUUGGCCGUGUCUCGCUGACUGAACGCUGCUCACUAGGUACACAAACAACCCUCGUUGGACGACGCAACUGAACUGCC